Molecule: messenger RNA, 684 nt
Organism: Funneliformis mosseae
Lineage: Eukaryota; Fungi; Glomeromycota; Glomeromycetes; Glomerales; Glomeraceae
Source: the annotation of a GenBank genome assembly
AUGGUUUACUUGAAAUUAAAAUCAAUGGAAGAUAAAAAAGGAAGAAAUUGUGAUCAUUCAAAUGACUGGUGCUCGCAGGGCGGGAUAAACCAGAAACGUCAAGAUUAUCCUGGCAGGGCCAAGACACGUUCGAAAAGAGCUCUUCCCGGUUCAAAAAUGAUCGAAUCUCCUUAUACUCUUUCUCCCCCUCCUCUCGCCAAUGCCAUUUCGGAUGUUCCCGACCAUAAUUAUAAUAAGAAUGACGGUUUGAUGAUCGCUGGAAUAAUAAUUGGAUCAUUUAUAAUAUUAUCAAUAAUAAUAUAUGGUCUCAUUCGAUUUGCAAGGAAAAAGAAAAAAGAUGACGCUUCCAAAUCACAAGAAGAAGAACCACAACUCCCAGGGGGAUUACCCAUAAAUCAUCGAGCAUUAACCAUCAAUUUUGUUAAGCAUAAUCAUCAUGCACCUGAAUUAUGUACCACCCCAGAUACUCAACCAAUAUUAGAUUAUUACUCUUCAAAAGCUGGUUUGUCCUUAAGCCCUUCAUCUCUUGGUAGUAUUAAUGGUAAUAAAAAUUCAAAAACUUCCGCCGAUGAAAAAUGUACCACGGUCGAGAUAAACGAAACCACAGGGGAUUCCACCAAAGAAUUCUCUGGAGAUACCGAGUGCAAGGAUCAUUCCGUUGGAACGUCAAGUACAAAUCGCUAA